CGCCUUGAGUCUGUGUGUUACUGUAUCAAUGAGUUUGUGCCAAUAAACUGGUCUCAAAUAUAUCAUAUACUGUGUAGUAAGUGUACAACUUACGUGUAUAUAUAUAUAGUUUUAUAUUAAUAGAGCAAAGAUCAGCAAAAUACCAUACACACAGGAUGUUUAUCUAUCUAUUUAUUUCUAUAAUAUCUAUUAUAUUUAUUUAUCACAUAAAUUCAAACUAAACAGUAUUAACAAAUCAACGCGAGGGGGCGCCAUUAAGUGAUUAAGGAAGUUUAAUAAAAUAUUGAGUAAAUGAAUGAACAAUUAACAAAGAAAUACACAAACUAACAAAUAAAUAAGAUGUUUAGAAUACCGAAGUGCAUGAACUAUUGCAGUGCAUUGAAGUGUACUGAAUACUGAAGUGUAUGAAAUAGUGCUCUUUACUACUUUGCAUAAGUUUUGUCCUGUUCUUUGCCAGACAUUUUAAAAAUAUAUAUUAAAAACAUAUCAUAAGCUUUAUUCUGGUGCAAUAACCCUUAAAGGCCACUAGAUGAAGAAGUCAGAUCAGUAAUGCAGGAGCCUGUAGAUGACUGUCACUGUGUCAUGUUAAAUCUCAUGUGAGACACGAUAAGAUGCAUGUUUUUAAGCCAUGACAGUGAUUAUUUAUACAAUAGUUGAUUGUUUAUUGGCAUUAGAUCAUUUGAAAGGAUUUAGAACAUAGACUCAGUUCUGCUGUGCAACAGACAUGAGGAACUUCCUCUCAUCUAUAUGUUCAGUGUCAUACUGCUAUAUCAGCACUUCCUGUAGUAGCUGUGAGAGUGAGUGUCAUCUAUAGAGUGUGUUCAUUAUGAUCAGACUCGGUGCAGCAGUCAGUCAGUGUGUGUUUAGCUCCAAUUCUCUCUUUGGAUUAAUGUGUGUGUUUGGGUCCUCAGUCAGAAUGCAGGUGUGUUUUCUUCUCCUCCUUAUACAGCUUCAUGUCACUGAAGGUUGCACACUGAAUCGUCAGACAGUGACUGUGACUGGAUACGUGGGAGAGUCUGUCCUUCUGCCCUGCUCCUGCUCUGAACUACAAGCCAAACCACACACUUUCAGAUGGGUCUAUUUUAAAGGAUCUGAUCGCAAAGAAAUCUUCCCAAAGGACGAGACAAAUCGCUACACAGACAGAGUUCAGAUCUUUAAAGAUCAUCUUCCAGGAAAUCUCUCUCUACUCAUAACACACCUGACUGUAGAGGAUGGAGGAGUUUACAGGUGUAAGAUCAGCAACACUAGCGAUACAAACAUCAACCUCACAGUAAAAGUUCCUCACACCAUCAUCAUCAUCAUCAUCUGUACUGCUGUUGGGGUUCUGCUGCUGCUGCUGAUACUCGGAGGAGUCAUGUACUGGAAACACAGAGGACAGAGACGAGGACAGACCGAGACCGGUGAUGGACAAACAGGACAGAGGAUACAGCAGAAGAAGCAGAAUGAUUGUGAUGUUCUGUACACAGCUAUAAAUCCACAAACUAAACGCAACAAAGCAGAAGAAAAGGAUGAUGUGACGUACUCGACUGUAGUCCACAGUAACACUGUGAGAGCAGCACACACUCCAGUGGCAUCAGGAGAUACUGCAGUAUAUGCCAUCAUCAAAAUUAACUAACACACACGCGCACACGCACGCACGCACGCACACGCACGCACGCACGCACACACACACUCUGUUUAUACUAUAUUUGUGAGGUUUUCGCACUGCUUUAUUCCAAAGUGUCUACAACUCUUAUUAAUUUUUAAAAAUCUUUUAUAUCUACUGAUAGUUUUCUAUAUCUGAAGUAUAAUAAAGCUUUUUUUGCCUUUACAUAUUCAUCAUUUUUAUCUUCUGUAUUAUGGUUAGAUCUUUAAAGCAGCAGUUUGAUCCACAUCUCCAACUUCAAGCUCUCUGCUGAAACUGUGAGAGCAUCACGGGCGUCUUUCAGGAAAACAUUUCGAGCUGAAGGAACUCUGUCUCGGCUGCAGCUGAGGUGAUUCCUGGGCCGUAAAAAUAAAGAUCCUGUUUUUAUAAGAGAUAUUUGAAACGAUUCGAUUCUUUUAGGUCUAUACACACCUGUAAAAAUGACUAAAGCUCACGGCGUUGGAUUAAAUAGACUUCAUUGUUGUUUUUAGCUUCAACAGUUUUUGUGCAUGUUUAUUUCUAUUUCAUAAAUAAAUAAUAAAAUCUGAAAAGCUCACUGUG
Molecule: messenger RNA, 2185 nt
Organism: Ictalurus punctatus (channel catfish)
Lineage: Eukaryota; Metazoa; Chordata; Actinopteri; Siluriformes; Ictaluridae
Exons: 6
Coding region: 827-1615 (262 amino acids)
Biological process (GO): immune response; cell surface receptor signaling pathway; negative regulation of T cell proliferation
Cellular component (GO): external side of plasma membrane
Source: RefSeq, a predicted model, not a curated record